This is a messenger RNA of Callithrix jacchus (white-tufted-ear marmoset), 6831 nucleotides long. RefSeq names its product zinc finger protein 84 (gene ZNF84). Gene Ontology annotation, cellular component: nucleus. Gene Ontology annotation, biological process: regulation of transcription by RNA polymerase II. NCBI's taxonomy places the organism in Eukaryota, Metazoa, Chordata, Mammalia, Primates, Cebidae. The record is from RefSeq and is a predicted model, not a curated record. Gene Ontology annotation, molecular function: RNA polymerase II transcription regulatory region sequence-specific DNA binding; DNA-binding transcription factor activity, RNA polymerase II-specific.
GGGAGCGCACAAAGACCGACGGCUCGGGCGCGUGCGCGGGGCGCGGGGGGGGCCUGGUGGCGUCACGUGAUCGCGGGUCGCGGGCGCGCGGGCGUGGGCGCGAGCGCGCGAGCGACUCGGCGGCGGCGGCGUCUUUUUCCACAGAUCCUGGUCCCUACAAAUAAGCCUGCUCAUGUGAGAUAAGAAAGGAGGAACCAGGAAUUCGUUCUCAGUGUAGAAGACGUAGCCAAGACCUCACUCCAGAGUCUCGGGUCAGAUUUCAGACUGGCUAAGCAUCUCGUACUGCAGCAGAAAAUGACCAUGUUACAGGACUCAUUUUCAUUUGACGAUUUAUCUGUGGACUUCACCCAAAAGGAGUGGCAGCUGCUGGAUCCCUCUCAGAAGAAUUUAUAUAAGGAUGUCAUGUUGGAGAACUAUAGCAGCCUGGUGUCAUUGGGGUAUGAAGCUAUGAAGCCAGAUGUCAUCUUCAAGUUGGAGCAAGGAGAAGAGCCAUGGAUUGGAGAUGAAGAAAUUCCAAGUUCAUGGUCUCCAGACAUCUGGAAAGUAGAUGAUAACAUCAUGUGGCACGAGGAUAACCAAGACCAGCUUAAAAUUAUAAAGAGAGGUCAUGAAUAUGAUGCAUUUGGAAAAAAUUUCAAUCCGAACAUGAACUUUGUUCCUCUAAGUAAAUCAAACAAUGAAGGUGACUUAGAUGGAUUGAUUUUAAAACAUCAUUUAGAUUUGCUUAUUCCAAAAGGAGAUUAUGUAAAAACAGUAUCAGAUGAGUUUAAUGUGUUUGAUAAUUUUUUUCUCCAUUCCAAGCCUGAGGAUACUGAUACUUGGUUAAAAUACUAUGACUGUGAUAAAUAUAAAGAGAGCUAUAAAAAGUCACAGAUUAUCAUAUAUCAUAGAAAUCGUUUAGGGGAGAAACUGUAUGAAUGCAGUGAAUGUAGGAAGCGCUUCACUAAGAAACCAAGUCUCAUUAAACAUCAGAGCAGACAUAUAAGAGACAUAGCCUUUGGCUGUGGUAAAUGUGGCAAAACCUUUCCCCAGAAGUCUCAGUUUGUUACACAUCACAGAACUCAUACAGGAGAAAAACCUUAUAAUUGUAGCCAGUGUGGGAAAGCCUUCUCCCAAAAGUCACAGCUCACAUCCCAUCAGCGGACACAUACAGGAGAGAAACCAUAUGAAUGUGGUGAAUGUGGGAAAGCUUUUUCCCGGAAGUCACAUCUCAUAUCACAUUGGAGAACACACACAGGAGAAAAACCCUAUGGAUGCAAUGAAUGUGGGAGGGCCUUUAGUGAAAAGUCAAAUCUUAUUAAUCAUCAGAGAAUUCAUACUGGCGAGAAGCCUUUUGAAUGCAGGGAAUGUGGGAAAGCCUUCAGCAGGAAGUCACAACUUGUUACCCAUCACAGAACUCACACAGGAACAAAACCCUUUGGAUGUAGUGAUUGUAGAAAAGCCUUUUUUGAGAAAUCAGAGCUUGUUAGACAUCAGACAAUUCAUACUGGAGAGAAACCCUAUGAAUGCAGCGAAUGCCAGAAAGCAUUUAGAGAAAGGUCAAGUCUCAUUAAUCAUCAGAGAACCCAUACAGGAGAGAAACCUCAUGGAUGCCUUCAGUGUGGGAAGGCCUUCUCACAAAAGUCACAUCUCAUAUCACAUCAGAUGACACACACAGGAGAAAAACCCUUUAUAUGUGGUAAAUGUGGGAAAGCCUUCAGCAGGAAAUCACAGCUUGUUAGACAUCAGAGAACUCAUACAGGAGAAAAACCAUAUGAAUGCAGUGAAUGUGGGAAAGCUUUCAGUGAAAAAUUAAGUCUCACUAAUCAUCAGAGAAUUCAUACAGGAGAAAAACCAUAUGUAUGCACUGAAUGUGGGAAAGCCUUUUGUCAGAAGUCACAUCUAAUAUCGCAUCAGAGGACACAUACAGGGGAGAAACCAUAUGAAUGCACUGAAUGUGGGAAGGCCUUUGGUGAGAAGUCAAGUCUUGCAACUCAUCAGAGAACUCAUACUGGAGAAAAACCGUAUGAAUGCAGGGACUGUGAAAAAGCAUUCUCCCAGAAAUCACAGUUAAAUACCCACCAGAGAAUUCACACUGGAGAGAAACCCUAUGAAUGCAGUCUUUGCAGGAAAGCUUUUUUUGAGAAGUCGGAGCUAAUUAGACAUCUGAGAACUCAUACAGGAGAAAAACCUUAUGAAUGCAAUGAAUGUAGAAAAGCCUUCAGGGAGAAGUCUAGUCUCAUUAAUCAUCAGAGAAUACAUACAGGAGAGAAACCCUUUGAAUGUAAUGAGUGUGGCAAAGCUUUCUCUCGGAAGUCACACCUUAUACCACAUCAAAGGACACAUACUGGUGAGAAGCCCUAUGGAUGCAGUGAAUGUAGGAAGGCCUUCUCUCAGAAGUCACAGCUGGUUAAUCAUCAGAGAAUUCAUACAGGAGAGAAGCCUUAUCAGUGCAGUGCAUGUGGGAAAGCUUUCUCACAGAAGUCACAGCUCAUCAAUCAUCAGAGAACUCAUACAGUAAAAAAAUCCUAGGAAUAAUAGGAGUCUUUGAUCAUAUCUUGGACUUCAGGAAAUACAAUUAUAACAGUUUUAGGCAGUCACAUUGUGUUAUGUGUCUCUACUCCAUUAGGAUGGGAAUUCUAUAAAUGAGGUGGUGUAUGGAAAGCUGGUCAGAAUUUAUAGAGAAUGACAGAUUGCAGUGUAUCUCAAAAACUUUCAAAACCCUAGUCAAGCCUUAUAGAGUAGAACAUUCACAGCAAAGAAGAAUCCUAUGAAUAUCAGAAAGCCUUCCAGAAGUCAAGUCUGCUAAGCUAUUAGAAAUAUUCCCACUGGGGAUAUGGGAAAACCCUAUGAAUGCAGGAAAUGAGGCAGUAUUUUUAAGAAAUGACAGUUCAUUUUACAUAAGAAAAUGUCCUUAGGAAUGGAAUUCUGUGAAAGUACUCAACAUGGGACAGUGCAACAAGUAACUGUUUUGUAUUUUGGAGAAUUCAUAUUAUGGAGAACCUAACAAUUUAAAGACACUGGGAAUACUUGCCCUUCAAUAUAGUACUAGCAAGGGAAGCCAUAUACCUUUUGUGGACAUAGGUACCAGAAAUACCCAAUUUUAAGUGGUUGGUAGAUGUUCACUUUGAAGUAUUAAAAAUUUGUGAAUAAAUUGGUCAUUGAAACAUCUAAGAAAUUUCUUCCUGUUAUUUGUGGCCUAUCUUGCAGUGUCACAUAAGCUUUGCAUUUGGGCUUACAUAUAAUUUAAUGUAAUUGGGAGUAUGAAAUGCACAUGCCUUAUAGUGCCUCUGAUGUCUGAAGACACACUACAUACUACUUGCUUUUAUUUUUUAAAAAUAAUACAAAAAAUGGAAACUCAUGUAACAUGGAUUACUUGGAUAAGUAGCUUAACUGAUGACAUUUCUUUUUCCUUAUUAUAGACAUAUAUAAGGGGGUAUUUUGUUUUUACUGAUCUUUCUGUUCAGUAACUGAAGCCAACAUUAUAUAAGCUGUCUGCAUCCUCAGAGACUGAGUAAUAGUUUAUAUAAAAUAAAUAUGCAAAGGCAGGAACCACAGAAUAACCAUAGUGAUACAUAACUGAAUGAGCAAAAUAAAGAUGCGUCAACGACAUUGCAACACCCAAACUAAAUGAAAUAAAGUAGUAAUGUAUCAAAUCUUUUUUUCAUUUAGUGAGAUGCCUCCAUACAUUAUAUAAAUGUAUCUUAAGUCAUGUGUAAUCCAAAUACCACUAUUUUAGUUUACUAUGAUAAGGUUUCAUAGAUAUUUUGCGCUGCUAUUAUGGUUUUUGUGUUGCAUAAAAUAUCUUUAAAAAUUAGAUGGAUAAGUGAAUUAAAAGUCACAUUAAUGAAGAUGUAAAGUAUUAGGGAAUUUUGUGCUAAAAAAACAUUUUUGACAUUCAAGAAAAUGUGUUUUAUCUUCCAGCAAAUUUCUUUGGUUGCUGGAAAAGUACAGAAGCUCCUGGACUUACAAUGGGGUUACAUCCCAAUAAACCCAUUGUAAGGUGAAACAUUGUAAAGUCAAAAAUGCGUUAAUACACCCAACCUAGCAAACGUCAUAGCCUGGCCUAGCCUACCUUAAACAUUCACAGAACACAUUCUAAUGUGUAUUCUGUUUUGUAAAGAGGUGUUGAAUAUCUCAUGUAAUUAUUGAAUACUGAAAGUGAAAAACAGUAGUUGUAUGGAUACCAUUGUAAUGCUGAGCAACUGUAAGUCACAUCAUCUUAAGUCAGGAACUGUCUGUAUUAGGAAACAAGAUUUCCAUUAUUUUAUCAUUUGAAAUAUGUUUCACUUUCUUUCACUAGUUGCAUUAUCUCCAUGGAAAACUUCAUAUUGAGAACUUAACCAUUGUAUAAGUAUGCCUCCAGUAAAAUGCAUGAGCCAUCCCUUAGCUAAGUAUGGAUUUUUUAAUGAUCUCUCAAUAAUGUUGCUUGACAAAGUUCAUGUUUUUUGUAUGCUGAUGAAAUUUAGAAAAGUCCAACAUUGAGCUUGAUUCCAAACUUAGGAAAAAUGAAGACUUCUUUUGUGUUCAAAUUGUUAUAUCAAUAUGGUAUAUUGCAUCUUUACCUUGAACAGUAUUUUCUUGAUUUUGCAACAUUUUGGUUAAGUUGGAAUUUUAAAUAAAUGAGAAUAAUUUUCUACACCAGCAUACCGGGAGUUCAACAGCCAUAUAAUUCUGUCUUUCCAUGCUGUAACUUGAAAGCAUCUAAUUUUCCAACUGUUAUUCAUACUUAAGUGUAUGAACUUCCUGGCCAGGCACAGAGGCUCACGUCUGUAAUCCCAGCACUUUGGGAGGCUGAAGCGGGUGGAUCACUUGAAAUCAGAAGUUCAAGACCAGCCUGGCCAACAUGGCGAGACCCCAUCUUUACUAAAAAUUUAAAAAAUCAGCCAGGCGUGGUGGCACAUGCCUUUAAUCCCUGUUACUCAGUAGGUUGAGGCAGAAAAAUCAAUUUAGGAGGUGGAGGUUGCAGUGAGCCAAGAUCGCGCCACUGUACUCCAGCCUGGGCAACAGAGUGAGUCUCUGUCUCAAGGAAAAAAAGUCUUCCUACUUUUUAAUAUCUUGAAGUCAUUUUACUAAAUGUGGGAGACAGACUUCUGCAAAUGAACAGUUACAGGGUGAUGUUGUAUUUUGUGAUUUUUGCCCUAUUUUUUCUUUCCAUCUAUUAUCAUUCUCUUUCCAACCCCAGUGAUUGAUUCAUUAGGUCUUGGAAAUUAUAGAUUAUUCCAUUAACUAUUAAGCAGUUAAACCUAAUACUUCCUACACUGGAUAAUGGAACUUCACCACUAGCCUAUUGAUUCAAUGCCCCAAAGCAGAAAUUUUUUCUAAACACCACGUGUUACAGGGAAGAUUGAUGCUGACAACAGAGGUCAAGCUAAGAACUGAUGGGGAGGUUCAAAUAUAUUGUGCACUAAUCACUGGAACUCACCAUUCUGGUGUCAUGAGAGCUCUGAUUCUAAAAUUAGAGAUUUUUAGUGUGUUUUUGAAAUUACCUUGGAAACCAUGAAACUAUGUCUCUGCAUUGCCACUUACUGGUUCCUACCACAAAUCCUACAUCAAGAAGAAAGUUUCAAAGUUAGAGUGGAUUUUUUAUUUUAUCAAGCACAAUAAGGUACAUUGAGGUAACAUACUGCAGGAGGCUAGAUACAGGAAGCAUCACCUUUUCUUGUUCUCUUACCAUCCGGGUCUACCUAGUGACCUGUAAUUGUGCACACUUCUACAAAGGACAGUUUACAUUGUUUUCCUUUUACUAGGUAGUGGUUUUUCUUUGAGGUCCAGACUGAAUUAUGAAACCUGUACCAGGAUUGCUUUCUGUUUGGUUUUUUCCUUGUGUAAUCUGGCAUGAGUAUCUAUGGAUCCGUAUAUUUGUGGUACUUUGGUUUCAAGAAUAUCACUUUUAGAAUGUUGAGAUAAAAUGCACCCAGAGAAUGCCAGAUUUAUCAAAAGUAACUUUAUAGCAGAAUCUAGAGCAAUAGGCAUUUGGAAUCUACAUUUGAGACCUCAGUCAUUUGGUCGUUCCAGCAAAAUGCGUUCAGGUUGCGCUUUGAGAGGUCGUGUUAGUGCAUACAUGUAUCAAUAAGAUUUCAGAUGUUCGAUAUCUAUCCCUGGCCUAACUGCUGAUAAACUUGACCACCCAUAACCCUUGCAGAUGCAUGCAUGUUUUCUGUACCUUGCGGUAAUUUUUUAGUCCAUUUUUCAUAUGUAUACGUAAGUGACUAUUUUUAAAUGCAACUCUGAUUACACAUGUCUCAUGUUGAAAUAUCAUGUGCCUCAUUGUGGACUUAAAAGUGUAAUAUUCUUAUGGAAUGCAAGGACUUUUGUACAAACCAAUGCCUAUUCACUGGUCCCUUCUGAAACUUUUUCCUCCUAUGCAAUAUUUUCUGGCCUCUGUGAACAACUUGUAGUUCUUUGAAAUUUCUAUUAUGUCUUAUGCUUUUGCAAAUCUGCCAUUGAAAUGCCCUUGUUCCUUGUUAAUGCCUAUCAAAUUUAUAUGAACCUGUACAUGUGUAUCUCACUGUGAUAAUAUAAUCAUUGCAUGUUUUAUCUUUUCCACUAUAAAGCUUCUAGAGAGCUAGGACUAUCUUUUUUUGUCCACAUAAUUUUAGCAUCACAAGCUGUAUUUAAAUGUGGGUGCAGUGAGUGGCUAUGUUUUCUACCACAUGGAGAAACAUGGUCUGCAGUGAGAGAAGAAUGAAGCCAUCAUGGAAGCAAAAUCAAGAGAUUCCUUAUUGUGUUCCAGUACCUGGUUCUUCUGGUCUCGAUGUCCAGGUCCACCUCUGCCCUUUUCAUACCUUAACUGUUGAAUUCUUCUCUGGGAUACUCCAAAUAUCCUAAUAAAUUCUCAUGUUUGCUUCA